Messenger RNA from Rotaria sp. Silwood1, 999 nucleotides. The record is from the annotation of a GenBank genome assembly. NCBI's taxonomy places the organism in Eukaryota, Metazoa, Rotifera, Eurotatoria, Philodinida, Philodinidae.
AUGGUAAUUUCUUGUAUGUUUUAUUUAUCUAUCAUUUAUCUUUUCUCAUAUCUAAUUGUAUUAACAUCUGGAAACGAAAAUAAAACAUUACAUGUAUUUACAGCUAAUAUUAAAUAUGGGAACAAUGAUAAAUUUAUUUUAUAUUAUAAUUUAACAACAAAUUAUUCAUAUUAUCUUACAUUUCGUUUAUUUGAACAUCAACAAAUAAAAUUUGGUUUAUAUGCACCAACAUAUCAAUAUCAACAAAAUUCAAUUGAAAUUUUUAAUCAAUAUAAUAAUACAUCAAGAGAAUUAUAUUAUUUAUUUAUUAUUUGUUUUUAUUUUAUUCAUCCAUUAAAUGAUAUUGAUAUAGAAUGUAAAGAUAUACGUUUAUUAAAAAAUAAAGAAUCAAACUCUCAUCAUGAAUAUCAUCCAUCAUAUAAACCAUUAUUUGUAAUAUUAAUGUAUGCAUUAAGUAUAUUAAUGCUUUUGCCUGUUAUUAUUCAACAUCGUCGUCGUAAAAUUGCAUUAUUAAUUGAAAGACGAAAACAAUUAAAACGUUUAUCUAUGAGUAUAAGUCCAGAUAAUCCAAAUAUUUUAUCACAAAUUGUAGAAAAUGGAAAGAUAGAUUUAACAAAAUUACCAUUACAAAUUGAACGUAUUUCAUUACCAUCAACAAAAACAUUUAUUGAUGAUAUGGAUGAUAAUGAUAAUCUUACAUUUACAGUACAAAACCGUGAAUCAUCUAUUCCUAGAUGUGAUGAUGAAUCUGAUGUUACAGUUGAUGUUUGUAUUGCUCAUCUAUUAAAUCAAACACCAUGGAAUUCAUCUUUAACUCAACAACCAUGUAAAAGUAUUCUACGAAAAAGAAAUUCUUCAGAAAUAAUUGAAGAGCAACGCAUUCCAAUGAUAACAUCAACGCAUGCUAAUGAUGAUCAACAAACUAUCUUAAAACCAAAUGUACUCUGCGCUAAAAAUUCCUUUAAUGUAAAUCCAAUUUUAAAUCAGUCGGGUGUAUAG